Molecule: messenger RNA, 1293 nt
Organism: Dovyalis caffra
Lineage: Eukaryota; Viridiplantae; Streptophyta; Magnoliopsida; Malpighiales; Salicaceae
Source: the annotation of a GenBank genome assembly
AUGUCUUUAACGAACGUGAAAAUGACAGAGGAAGUCUGGUUUACUUGUCUCACCCAUGCAUUGUCUACUGAGACUGAAGAAAUCCUUGGCCUCCUUCUCGGUGAUAUUGAGUACGCAAAAAAUGGCAAUGUUACUGCAUUAAUUUGGGGAGCCUCGCCUCAGUCAAGAUCUGAUCGGAGAAAGGACCGAGUGGAGACAAAACCAGAACAGUUGGCUGCUGCAUCAGCUCAAGCUGAGAUAUCCUUUAACUGUUCUUCAUCAACAGGACGAACAACAAGAGUGAUCGGGUGGUACCAUUCACAUCCUCACAUUACAGUACUUCCUUCUCAUGUUGACGUGAGGACUCAGGCAAUGUACCAACUUCUAGAUCCUGGGUUUAUCGGCCUUAUAUUUUCCUGUUUUAAUGAGGAUGUCAAUAAGAUUGGAAGAAUCCAGGUCAUUGCUUUCCAGUCAUCAGAUGGGAAACAGAAUAACAUGUUAAGACCUGUUUCUGCAUUGCCUGUGAAUAGAAGUUCAAUAAUAGAGCUUGAUUCAUCUUCCUCAGAAAUUGCAAGUCUGGAGGGCCCUGAACUGGACACUGCCGAUUCAAGAGCAGCUGCAGGGUCUAGUAAGGGAGGGGCAAGAUCUUUGGGUUUGGGAGAUUUCUUUGCUAAUGCUGAUGCCAACUAUGUCGGGAGAGAGAGAGUUGGAGGAAACUAUCAUAGCAGCAAUUCAGGCGAUAAGAUAACUGAUAUAGACCCCAUGGACAUGUCAGAAAGUAUGCAGGAAGCUAUGCAUCGCUCAAAUUUGGACAUGAGUGGUGCUGAGUAUUGCAGAAGAGAAAUUCCUCUUCAUGUUUUGCCCACAUGCUCUCUGCUUAAGCUUGAUUCUCCUUUGAUAUCAUUUGGUGAUUUGCAACGUGUGUUAUAUGAAGAGGAGCGAGGAGCAUACAACCAAGCCAUCUUGCAGAAUAUGAGGAAUGGAAAAGUACACCCCCUGACUUUCAUUCACCACACAGCAACAUAUCAGGCUUCCAUGUGCAAAUUGAUUGAAUAUUGUCUAAGUCCUGCCAUAAAUGCGCUCCAGGGCCGCUUGAGAGAGAAUGAAAUUCGGUUGGCAACACUUACUGAUGAAACCAAGAGUUUGGAGAUGGAAGCCUCUAAAGGAAGUGAGUUAAGUUCCAGAUCUCCCCGUCAAGUGCCAUCUCAUGGACUCCGAGGAAGUGCUUCGUCUGGUCAGAGGGACUUUCAUGAUUCAUCAGAAUCUUUUAGCUCGAGGACUGUUGCCAGCCGAAGUAGAACAAGCUCCUCAUAG